This is a messenger RNA of Scylla paramamosain (green mud crab), 2205 nucleotides long. Its product is annotated as alpha-(1,3)-fucosyltransferase C-like. The record is from RefSeq and is a predicted model, not a curated record. The coding region runs from base 585 to 2063 and encodes 492 amino acids. Lineage: Eukaryota; Metazoa; Arthropoda; Malacostraca; Decapoda; Portunidae. Gene Ontology annotation, cellular component: membrane. Gene Ontology annotation, molecular function: fucosyltransferase activity. The transcript is spliced from 7 exons.
CAACAUGUCAUAUCACGCUUCUCAUCUACUUGCACCACAUCCUGCCACCUACGCAAUCCACUGACCACCACCGCCAACGCCAGCUCUGCUCCGUGCAAUGCCGUCUGGCCUUGCCAUGCCGUGCUGCAGAGUCUCUGAACGUAACGUGAUGACACGCGCCAGUCGAUUUCGCUCUCCAGCCGGCAUGGCAUUAUGGAACGGACACGAAGCAUUGUGAAAAAUAAGAAGGCAACUAGGGAGACGGGAGAGAGCUCAGUCGGUUGUUGUAGCAUUAGUGAGUGGAGUCGGUUGGCAGCGUGUGAGUCUAGGUGCGCUGCAGUGGAGUGUUCAGCAGCUCGAUGUGGAUUGGCCCAAAGUUAGCGAUCUCGUCCUGCAGUGGUCCGAUACUUGGAUUUUCCCGAGAGGAGAACACUGACCAAGGGCAGAAAAGAGGAAAAGAGGUCUGAUUCGCUCGCCACUCCACAAGAAAAGGCCAUCCCGAGGCGACAGGAGAACCACCAGGAGAGAAUGAAAAUGAAGCGGGCGGCGAGGUGAGGGCGUGACGUUGUGGCGGUGUGGCGUGUUGAUGGCAGAGUGGAGGCAGCAUGGUGCGGGUGGCGAGGCUGCGGCUCUCCUUCCUGUGGCUGGUGGGGGCGGGGCUCUUCCUGGCGGCUGGGCGAGGCGUGUGGUCUUCCCUGGUUGCUACCCUCGACAACUACCUCAGCCAGCACGUCAGUUAUGGCUUCCAGGAGGACAUGCCGGUGGGUCUGUCCAUCACCACCAAACGUGAGGUGUCCACCGUGCCUCUCAAGUCGAUGGGCAAGUCGUCAGGUGAGAGAGGUCCUCAGCAGGGCGGCAAGGGCGAUAAGAUUGUACUGUUCUGGACAUCGUGGUUCGGCAAGUCGUGGUGGGUGCGGCUGGGCGGCGGCAUGGACCUGGGGGCGGCGCAGUGUCCGGAGACUCGAUGUGUGUUCACCCAUGACCGCUCCACGCAGCACGAGGCCGCCGCGGUGCUCUUCCAGUCUCAGGGCGUUGAUGUGCAAGACUUCCCCCGUGGGCGCGAGUGGUGGCAGCGGUGGGUGUGGGUCCACGUGGAGGCACCGCCCGCUUCUGCCGCCGCCUACCGCAAGCUUCACGACCGCUCCCUGGAGGAAGCCGCCCCUCGGAACCUAAGCAGUCUCUUCAACUGGACCAUGACUUACCAUCCCGCGUCAGAUGUCCUGGAGCCUUACGGGGCCCUGCUGCCACUGCCUGACCGAGGAGAAGGACGCUCCACAACCAGUCCUGCUACCUCCACCUCCACCUCAGCAGGCUCCACAGUCCCUCCACCACAUAACAAUCUUUCCUCACCUCUUCGCCCCACCUUCCUCAACUCCUCCAGCUCCCCUUACGUGGCCUACCUCUCCGCUCUUCGCCUGGGAAAAACUCUGCCUCGCUUGCUUCCCCUUGGCUGGUCCCACUAUGUCGACAGGGAAGUAGCAGACCAGUCGGGGGAUUCCUGGGAAGCCUUCCUGGAGCGGCCUCGUCUGGUGGCGUGGAUGUCCUCCCACUGCCACACCAUCUCCCGCCGCGAGGACUACGUGAGGCGCCUCCAACUGCACGUUCCUGUGGACAUCUACGGCGCGUGUGGCCCCCUGAGGUGCAGCAGGAGGGAGGAGCACCGUGGUGAUAGGUGUUGGCGGCAGGUGCUUGGACCCAAAUACCUCUUCUACUUGGCCUUCGAGAACGCCCUGUGUGACGCUUAUGUGACGGAAAAGCUGUGGAGGCCGCUAGUGCACGGCCUGGUGCCCGUAGUGCUGGGGGGCGCCAACUACACGGCCAUCCUGCCACCCAACUCCUACAUCGACGCCGUCAGCCUCACGCCACGCCAGCUGGGCCAUUUUUUGCGCCGCCUUCAGAAGACGCCUCAAGAAUAUGCUGAAUACCAUUUGUGGCGGGCUUUUUGGAAGCCGACGCUGAGACCGCCCCUGUGUGAGCUGUGCCUCAGACUGCAUGGCAAGGUGAAGGGGACCACUCAGCGGGACCUGGCGACUUGGUGGCGGGCGGCGAGCCAGUGCCGCGCUCCGGUCUGGACCUGGGCGUGAAAAUCUUGCCUUCACUCUCCCUCCCUCGCUUAGUACUGCUGUUCUGUGCCUCCGACAAGAUGCAACAUUUCCUCGUACAGGCGCGGCAACAAAAGUUGCUUGCACGUAUAUUUUGAAGACUUCUUUUUUACCAUUGCAUUGA